AUGUUUGGUGGGAGAUGGGGGUGCAUUCCAAUUUUGGCCGUAAUCGCCGUCGCGCGCGGCAGCUUGGUCCCAGCUCAUUUGGGAGUACAAGCUCACGGUUAUUCCGUGACCCACCAUGGCUCGCAUGUCCCCCAUCACUCUUAUGGCGCACACGGCUACGGUUACGGCGGAUUGGGUCAUAGCUACGCUCACUCAGUCAGUUAUCACGGAAAUCAUGCGGUAGCCUACGCUGGACAUGGGCUGAAUUAUGGCAGCCAUGGACUUGCCUACACCGGACACGGUUUGGGAUACAGCGGGUACGGUUUGGGAUAUGCUGGACACGGAUACGGACACCACGGUUAUGCAGGACAUAGUUUUGGUCAUGAUCACUAUGCUCACCCCAAAUACUCUUAUAACUAUGGUGUAGCUGACCAUCACACUGGUGAUAUUAAAUCUCAACAUGAAGUACGCGAUGGUGAUGUAGUUAAAGGACAAUAUUCACUGGUUGAGCCCGAUGGUUCCGUGCGCACUGUGAAAUACGCCGCCGAUGGUGUCAAUGGAUUCAACGCAGUGGUGUCCAAGAGUGCACCAACUGUCCAUGCUGUUCCCGUACACCACGGCCAUCACUAUUAA
Molecule: messenger RNA, 612 nt
Organism: Ctenocephalides felis (cat flea)
Lineage: Eukaryota; Metazoa; Arthropoda; Insecta; Siphonaptera; Pulicidae
Product: prisilkin-39-like
Exons: 4
Coding region: 1-612 (203 amino acids)
Cellular component (GO): extracellular matrix
Source: RefSeq, a predicted model, not a curated record